This is a messenger RNA of Xyrauchen texanus (razorback sucker), 2166 nucleotides long. RefSeq names its product phostensin-like. The transcript has 3 exons. Gene Ontology annotation, molecular function: phosphatase binding. The record is from RefSeq and is a predicted model, not a curated record. The coding region runs from base 15 to 1508 and encodes 497 amino acids. NCBI's taxonomy places the organism in Eukaryota, Metazoa, Chordata, Actinopteri, Cypriniformes, Catostomidae.
UAGCAGAACAAACUAUGAGAGAAGUGACACAGAAUCAACAGGAAAAAAACACAUUGCAGACUCUCAAACAGUUUGAAGUCACACAGGAAGUUAGCAUGACAAAGUCAAGCCCUCAACUUCCUGUUCCUGUUUCUCGGUCGCUCUUGCAAUCUGCCGUGACAGAAAGAGAAGUCAGGGAGACCUCCAGAGACGUAUCUGAGAGUGAUAUUUACCCCAGAGAAACAGGGAGAGAGACAGCACACCAUGUAGAGAGUGGAACAUUUGGCAUUUGGAGAAGACCGGAUAUUGACAGAGCAUAUGAAAUACAGAGAGAGGAAGAGCUGUUAGAAGAAGACUAUCUUCCUCCCUCUCUCUCUCCCUCCCCACCUCAUUCACACUCACAAGACAUCAUGAGUCGGAUAUAUAACCUCAAGACGGUCAGCUCUAGGACUGCGGUGUGUAUUGGCGAACGGGCUGCUGAUAUUCCAACACAUAGCGGUAAGAUACAGGGGCAAUACAACCCCAUCAGACAUGCAUCAUCACCAGACAUUCAGCCAGAAACUACCAAACUGUGGAAUCAUGGGACGGACAGAAUUGGUGACACAAAAGAGACAGUGGAUUCGACAGGUGUUCAGAUGGUACAGCAUCAGGUAGAACGACUGCAGCUUAAGGAACAGGAAGGAGAAUGUGGUUCCCACAACAUCAGAAAGGUACAGUCGAGCAUUCAGAGUAGUCUGGCUACAGAACAGGAGGUAAGGAUACCCGAAGGUCAGAAGAGACCAGACAUUCUCAGAGAGAGGCAAAAGUCACAAACAACUACAACCCCAAGAUUUCCACAAGCCCAACAGAAAAUCCAGAGGUUGCAUCCCAAAUCUGAGCAGCUCAGGUCAUUCACAGUCAACGCCCAAUCAACAGAGCCCUCUCCAAAGCCCUCAGAACAAGGCAACAACCUUCCGUCAUCCUCUUCUCCCUGCACCCCAUCUCCAUCCCCCUCUCCACCUCUCUUUUCCAUCAGGAGUGCCUCAGGUGGACCCGGAAAGAGAGGAAAUACCAUUACAAUCACCCCCAGGAGACCUGGAGGAGCAUCCCCUUCUGGAGGGGCCCCCUCUCCCUCCAGAGUAGUGCCUCAGGGCCCAGCACCCACACCAGCCUCAAGUGGCACCAUAGAAGCAGGGAAAAAGAGGUAUCCCACAGCAGAAGAGAUUGAGGUGAUCGGAGGGUACCAGAACCUUGAGCGGUCGUGCUUGGUAAAGAGCAGAGUGACACAGAAAGCUGUGAAGGUGUGUUUCGAUGACACUCAGCUGGAGAAAGUUUGUGAGUACCCUUCAGAGGACUGUGUGCUUGCAUCCCUCCCCUGCUCUCCUCAUCCAGGGCCAGAAGACAUGAGGUGUGGGGAGGAGCAGGAGGUUGAAGUACAGGAUGAAGAUGAUGAGGAGGAGAGCGGAGCGUUUGUGUCCCGCACUGACAUGAGUAGUGUGUGCACAGGGAGGGUUCGAUUCCUAAAAGUGGAUGAAUCCUGUAAACGUUAGCCAUCAGUCUGCGUGAUGAACAAUGGUAACAUUUAGUUUUUGAAUUGUUACAGGUUUUUAAUUCGUUUAGUUCUAUCCCUGUACAGACGCUUUAAGUGAUGAUACAGUUUGUUUUCAUUAGUCCUGCUUGUCUUGUCAGAAAAUAAGUGAGAUUUUACAAUUAAUUAUUUUAAAAGCAUUUUUAUUUUGUUCCCAAUCAGAGAAAAUAUUCUAAAAAUGAACUUUGAUUUCAUGCUGAUUGUAUGUUAAUGUGUGCCGUACAGCCUGAUGAGUGCUGCUUUAUCACAGAGAGAUGUCCUCAGGUCCUAUAUGAUGGUUUGCACAAUUUACAUGUUUUACUAAUAAUAAUCCUGUAUGGUCUGAGUAUAUUUUCACAAUAACUGGAAAUGGUGGGUUAAUGCUAUAUUAUAUUUUUCUGUAUUACAUUUGAGGGGCUUUUUUAUUAUUUAUAAAUGAAAAUGUAACACUUGAGUGCUCAGCUGUGAUGUUGCUCUAUCGUUGUCAUUAGUAAUUGGAGUAAAGACGAGAAAUCAAUUGUUCCUUAUGAUCAAACUGAGCCAUAUUUAAAACAUCUCUGUGUUAGUUUACUUUGAGCUCUGGUAAAUGAUUAUGUCAGUUGUGGAAGAAUGAUUUUGGAUUAAUAAAAGACGAAAUAUUU